Molecule: messenger RNA, 872 nt
Organism: Stomoxys calcitrans (stable fly)
Lineage: Eukaryota; Metazoa; Arthropoda; Insecta; Diptera; Muscidae
Product: angiopoietin-related protein 1-like
Exons: 3
Coding region: 30-824 (264 amino acids)
Source: RefSeq, a predicted model, not a curated record
GGAAUAUUUUAAAAAUAAAAUUUCAAAAUAUGCUGUUGGGGUUGAUGUUGUGUCUUUUUAGUGCGGACAUUUCCUUGACAACAGCAGAGCCAAGUAAUUUCCAAAAUGAUGAUUCAGAAAACCAAAGAAUGAACCACAAUAUUCAAGAAUUGCAUAGCAAAAUCAAUGAUCUGGAGCGACAAAUGAAAGAACUGUCAAAAGUAGUGGACGAGAAGUGUUUAAAGGGUCUUGACUCGAAUGAUGGUGUUGUUGUCAUCCAGAGACGUAUGGAUGGCUCAGUGGAUUUCUCACGCACAUGGGCCGAAUAUAAAGAGGGAUUUGGCAAUAUUUCAGGCGAGUUCUUUAUCGGUUUGGAGACUUUGCAUAAGCUCACCAAUGCCAGACCCUAUCAACUUUUCAUCAUCAUGGACGAUUGGGAAGGUGACAGACGUGUUGCGCUUUACGAUUUCUUUGUGGUGGGCAGUGAGGAACACAAAUAUGGCCUACUUUCUUUGGGCACAUACAGCGGCAGUGCAGGGGAUGCUUUAUCAUAUCAUUUGGGAAAAAAUUUCACCACGAAGGAUCAGGACAACGAACGUCGCUAUGAAAAUUGGUGUCCUCUUGGCCAUGGGAGUGGUUGGUGGCAUAUGGAUUGCAAUCCAUGCAAUUUGAAUGGGCCAUAUCUGAAGGGCAAGGUCGACGACAAUAUACAUAAAAUUUCCCCUGAACUUUCCACUAAGAAGCAGCGUUUUCAAAGCCGACAUGUCGAAGCCAUAGUAUGGGAUGCGUUCAAAGGUAGUCAAUAUUCAUUGAAAUUCGUGGAAAUGAUCAUUAGACCUCGAUAAAGAAUCCUCAACAUAAGAUUUUUAUUUUUCAAUUGUAUUGAACGAAAA